Messenger RNA from Ruditapes philippinarum (Manila clam), 3214 nucleotides. RefSeq lists its product as uncharacterized. The record is from RefSeq and is a predicted model, not a curated record. The transcript is spliced from 4 exons. Bases 61 to 1719 code for a protein of 552 amino acids. Lineage: Eukaryota; Metazoa; Mollusca; Bivalvia; Venerida; Veneridae.
UAUAAAUCAUUUCUACUUUUCGUAUAUAUACAAAAUUUACAUUAUUUUAAGGUUACCACAAUGCAAAAUAUACGGGCCGCAAGUGAAAUAACAUUUGGGACCAACCUAAAUGAACAGGCUAUUCACGUUAUAGAGUUUCUUAAAACUGUAAAUGAUAUACCAGAAUUGAAUAAGUCAUCGACAUUGAAACGAGCAGUAUAUAGAUAUGAAAAAUACUGGCUUCCCCUUGCAGCAGAGUACCCAAACGAAUUCUUAGCUCCGCCCCUUGAUGUGGAAUGGGCGUGGCAUUGUCAUAUGUUAAACCCAAACGCAUACGAAAGAGAUUGCAGAGAAAUAGUUGGUUCAACAGUCAAGCAUACAAUGUUAGGAGCGAGACGGUUCUAUAAGGAGCAAAGGAAGUCGCAGAGAUACUGGCUGGAAAAAAUUGGAAAGUACCAGGAACCUUUCACAAUUGACUACAGAGAACCGUUUGACACGGUUGCUAUAGAUACAUAUCACUCUAAAAUUACAUAUGAUAUUCUAGCAGCCUCUAAAAGGCAAAUGGACCUCUAUUAUCAAGUUUCAUUGCCACAUUACAAAAACAGGAAAUACCUUAACACUAGUCAUCUAAGAUACAAACAAUUCUUAUACGCGAAAGCAAAAUUACCAAAUGCUUUUCUAGAACCAAGUUAUGACAUAGAUUUGUUUUGGCAUGCACAUCAGCUUAAUCCAGUGAUAUACAAAGAAGAUGUGACGAGGAUCGUUGGUUACUUUUUAAACCAUGGUGCAUCAAUUGACCACAGAACUGAGGAAGACAGAUUAAAUGCUGACAAGCAGUCACGUGAUACAUGGUUGAGCCUUUACAAUGAGACAAUGCCUAUCUUUGGAGCUAUGUAUCGUGGUAGUCAACCGGCCGGACUUCUAUACAAAACUGAAAAAACAGAAUACUGUCAGUCAUUCAUGCAGCGCACGAAAUUAGUUUUUGACAAUGUAACUAUCUCCAUGCCUCGCAUCAGAAGGGCGGUAACCUUAUCGUUGUGGAGUUUAGCUGACAAAACGCGCGCUGAACACGUGUUUUCUUUGGAAUAUCAAACUAUAUCAAGACUACAAAAUACAACAAUGAAAUGGAAAAAUGUCGGCCAAUAUGUCUUCGAAACAUCGACUGAUUGCAAAAUGUUGAUAAUGCUAGAAGCACCAGUUGGUCUUGGUUUGAAAACAGUCAUGGCAUCAAACGUUGUGAACCUCUUACCUUGGUUAGAAAAUUCUAGAAACCUAGGCAAUGAUAGGCACAUUGACGUUCCCGUUUCGUUAGGUCACAACAUUCGACUAGAUUUGACCAUAUCUAUAAAGCAGCUAGGGUUCGAUCAAGCUAUGUUGACCCUUGAACCGGGUAAAUACAGACCAUCAAGUAUUCCUCGACACCACAAGCAGUUUUUAGGACCUAUUGGGCUGCAGCAAUAUCCUCGUGGGAGUGAUAAUUAUUGCGAGGUUGCGUCACACAGAUUGAGAAACCAUCUCGGGAAUGAUGUAUUUCAUGUCAGGAGUAUACAUAGUCGACCCUUGAUGAUGUCAGUAAUUCAAGUGUUUUAUCAAAACAAGAUGUCAGCCAUUGCUCAUAUUAUCGGUUCGGAUCACCUACCACUUCCUUCGCAAGUGGACAAAGAUGAAAUCACACUGAACCCAUUGCAAGGAGAAAGGGCGAUACUUCUGAAGAACAACGGUGGCGACUGGGUAUUGUAGCAGGACGAUGGGGCGGGGAUCAACAAGAAAUUGCCAUUUGCGACGACAAUCAUGGAGCACUGUUCCUUAGGUUCUUCAAGUUUUCUACUUGCAAAACAACGACUUUCCAAGUGAAAAGAAAGAUAGGAAAUGAUUAUACUUGUGACAUAGAGUCAGCUGAAAUUAAUUUUAAUAAAGGUACUAUAAACAUAAAAUCAGAGGGCAAUGAAAUGUCGGAAAAUAUAGCACUUGCAUUUUCGAUUUCGCUUCUUUAUGUAUUGUGUGUUCCCAUGAUGAAAAGAAAGUACGAUUAUCGUGAAAUAAAAACGGAAUUUAUCCUACCUACAAUUGGACCCACAAUUGGACCCAAAGCAAAAAGGACACACAUUCCCUUUGCAGACACGUCUUUUGUCAAUGCCGCCGGUUUUCUACAGAAAACACCAUCCAACGACUAUAUGCAUGCUUUCAAAAGAACUCGUAUUUGCCAAAUGUGCUCAUGGGGUUGCCAUCUAGAGUUCGACGAAACUGAAUACAGAAAAGUACAAGAUGGGAACAAAGAAAUUGACAGAAAAUCCUCAAUGUGGAGAAGAUCAUAUGCAGGUCAGCGAAGUACAAUGAUGCUUUGCUGAAUAGACUUUAUCGUAUAUAAAUAUCAUUAAUUCUGCUGGUAGCAUUAAGCUGGAAUUUAUUUCAGUCCAUGUGUUAUAUAUACACAUUGUUUAUAAACAUAGAUACGUAUGAUAUCCAUAUUCAUUCAUUCAUUCAUUCAUUCAUUCAUUCAUUCAUUCAUUCAUUCAUUCAUUCAUUCAUUCAUUCAUUCAUUCAUUCAUUCAUUCAUUCAUUCAUUCAUUCAUUCAUUCAUUCAUUCAUCCAUCCAUUCAUUCAUUCAUUCAUUCAUUCAUUCUUUCUUUCAUUCAUUUAAAGAACUAUGAUAAACAAAAAUAGCAGGCAUGAUAAUUAUAUGUCCGCUCUUAGGAUACAUACGAACACAACAGAACGUGGUCAAUAUCACGAGAUCCACAUCAUAUGGCAUAGUCAUUUCGAAAGAUCGGUUCACCAGUUAAUCUGGAAAGUCACCGUGUGACCUUCAUAAUGCCGGUUUGACUAAAAAAAUACAUCAACAGCAGUAGUAGCAGCAACAACAACAAAACAACAACAACAAAAACAACAAUUAACAACAUUGUAAAUAUUAUCAUUACAUUAUGUUUUAUUUAUCAUCUCUUACAGUUCAGUAUUUACCAAACAAGUAUUUCAUAUUUAUAAUACAUAUAAUAUGUGCACAUUUAUAUAUAUGUAUGAAUUUUAAACAUGUUCACUAGCUUAUUCUAUAUCUACUUUGAAAUGAAAAUAUACUUGUGUAUUUAAAGAACAAUAUACAUGUACAACUUUUUUAUUGUAGUAAAACAAUUGUUAUAAGAUUUGAUGUAUGAAUACAUAUUUUUUAAAGAUUUUUUGCUAUUCCGGGUUUCCAACGUUUUUUUUCUGUGCAAUAUCUAAUAAAUCAUAAUUAAAUAAA